GGUAGUGACUGUUGCCAGGAGUUACAGCGCAGCGGAUGCGCGUGAAGCGCUAGGACCGCGGGGAAAUGACGAACUCACUCGGUUCAAAUUUGCAUUUGCCUAGUAGGAAACUGAAACCAGCGGAUGUUCUCUAUAGAUCACUUCUGACAGCAAAAUACGGAUCCGUGAGGGAACCUUCCUGCCAUUAUGGGGGCUUUUCAUUCAGUACCGGAAGACCAUCACUAUCGGAUUUUGUCUGAGAAGACAGGCUUUUCACUGGAGCAGAUAAAGAUUCUUCAUAAUCGCUUCAAGCAGUUAAGCAACAACGAUGAUGUGCUACGGAGAGAUGAUCUUAACACGCUUCCAGACCUAGCAAGCAACCCAAUUCGAUCCCAGAUUGUAGCAGCUUUCUUUGACAGAAGAAACUUCCAGAAAGGAGGUGAAGGAUCAGUUCAAGAAAUUAGCUUUGAGGAGUUCCUUACUGUCAUGUCUUACUUCAGAGCUCCAUCAGUGCACAUGACAGAGGAGCAGAGAGAAGAGAUAAGGAGGACCAAACUGCGCUUCCUGUUUAACAUGCAUGAUACUGACAAUGAUGGGACCAUAACACUGGAGGAAUACAAACAUGUGGUGGAAGAGCUGCUCUCUAAGAGUGGAUCACUCGGAAGGGAGACAGCCAAGGGCAUUGCAGAUGCUGCCAUGUUGGAGGUUGCUAGCAUUUCAGUGGGACGCAUGGGUCCAGAUGAAUUUUAUGAGGGGAUCACAUUUGAGCAUUUUGUGAAGAUUCUGAAAGGAAUAGAAAUUGAGACGAGGAUGCACAUCCGGUUCUUAAAUGUGGACACAACGAGUCUGUGCAAAUGAUGCCCACCUGAUAUACACCUAUCAGCAAUCGAUGCUUCACCUGAUAUUCCAAGGCACCAAUGAUAACUAUUAAGCUAAAGCUUAACAGAAAGGUAAAUGGGUUAUUUUUGCACUUAAAAGAUAGCAUUAAAUUGGCUAAGUACUGUUGUGGUGCUGUUUCAGCUGUUUUAGGUGUGGCAUAAAUAGACCUUGCAUGUUCACUCUAAGCACCACCUUGAAGAUCUGUGAUGAAUCGCUUGAAGAAUCAACUUACUUAGUUAUUUAUCUGUUACUUAUUAUUUUUUCAAUUCUAGAGACCUGAAUGUUAUUUAAUUGUCAUGUCUUAAAAGCAAAGAAUGUACUUUUUUUCAGGGGGCAUAUUAGAUAUAGAAUAGCAAUAAAUGUGGUAUAGAAUAGCAAUAAAUAACCUUUCUCACUGUGAAACACACACAUAAAAUACUGCGUAUAUAUAUAUAUAUAUAUAUAUAUAUAUAUAUAUAUAUAUAUAUAUAUAUAUAUAUAUAUGAAUUAAAUGAUGUCAGAUAAUGUCCGGUGUCAUUCUGAUGUAUGAAAUUAACAUUAUAGUCAGGGUUGUGAUGGAUACUGAGCCUAUCCCGGGAACAUAUGUCGUGCAAUUCAGGGAUACACCCUGGAACGGAUGCCAGUACAUUGCAGAGCAUCACACAAUUGCACAACCUAGUCACAGCUAGUUAGAGUGCUCCACCUACUGGCAUAGUUUUGAACAGUGGAAGGAAACAGGAGUGCAGACACUGGGAGAACAUGCAAAACUCCACACAGACAAUAAACUGAUCUCAGGACCAUAAGGCUGAGAGUCAGGAAUGCUACCCACUGUUCCACCAUGCUACCCAUUAAUUUGAGUUGAUUAAUUUGAGCAUCAUAAGCAGUACAUAUCCUCCAGAACACUGGACCACAGCCUGUAUAUAGAAGACUCUAUACAGCUCUAUGGUCGUUAGCCAAAUAUAGUUAGCUACAGUAUGGUACAGAGAACAAAACUAUAAUGACUGGUCAGUUUCAAUGUUUUUUAACCAGUCUGUAUGUAUUUUGUUAUCUAAUCUGUGUAUUUUGUUCUCCUGACUGUCAUAGUUCGACACAAACCCUGUAGUGUUAGCAUGCUAACUAAAACCCACACCAGAGGAUAAAAAGACACACAUCAGGUGAGCAGAGGGUUCAGAUCACUCGCUCUUGCCUGAUAUAACCAUGUUUAAAUGUAAAAAUAUGCAGAAACUCAACAGCACCUACUGUUAGUUACUCGGUUCAUGAGUUUUCUAGCUAAACAACUUCUCAACUGGGUAAGGCAAUGAGGAUAAAUCAGCUGAUUAUCAUUUAUCACUCACUAACCUCCCUCAACAUUACAGAACAAAUUAAUGCCUUACCUGUUUGACCAAAAAAUAAGCAUAAACUUCAUCAGUCCUGAAUCCUUUUUAUAUUAUCAUUCACUUUAAUGGCAAAAAAGAGUAUAUCCUAUCAAGUAAAAUGUAUUGAAUAUAGUCAUAUUUAUCUAGUAUUUCUUACAAUACAAGGUACAAGAUUACACCAACCAGAUAUAAGAUUAUAAAAACUUAUUUCUAGAAUUUUUCUUAAUAAUUUCAUUCUUGAAAUUUUCUUAUUUUAUUGGUGGAUCAUUUUGCUUCUUUCUAGAAAUAAAUGCCUAAAAUGAGCAAAAUCUUAAAUUAUCAGCCAAAAGAACAAGACUACUUCAAGCUUAAAAUUAGUAAAAAAAUGUCUAGAAAUAGGUUUAAUAAUCAUAUAUUCUGUAAAUUGUAAUCUUAUAAUAGAAAAUACUAGAUACAUUUGGCUAUAUUAAAGAUAUUUCCAUAUUUCAGAUGUUAUUGUGUACAGUGGCUUCACUGUAAUUAGAUUUCUAGUAGUUUUCUAGAGACACAUUUCUUUUGUGUCUAAAGUGUGGAUAUGAUGAUGUUUGAUGUGUCUGAGCAUUUGAUGUGUCUGAACAUAAUAACUGUAGCUCAUAGUGCUUCUGGUAGUGUAUGUCAGAAUUACAUGAGAGUGAGGUAAAUUUAACCAAGGUGAGAACUGUGUGGAUCUUGUGUGGUGUUCCCAGUCUGAAAGCUCCUGUACAAAACUUUUACAUAGCAAGCUUUAUGUCAGUAGAAACAACUCUGUAACAACAGAGUCAUGCCUAUUUUUCUGGCCCACAAUUUAAGUGAGUUUCAUUUUGCUAUGAUGAUUUUUAUGAAAGCCAAGAACAAUGCCAUGACACCGAAAUAUGUAGUUUCUCUGACUUUAGAGUGAGUUUGUGUAUUAGUGUGUGUGUUUGAGAGAGAAAGAAGACUUAAAAUGAGCAAAACAAUUUUUAACAAUUUUUAAAUUAAUUUUGGCAAGUUAUGCUACAUUAUCACCAUCAUGUGACAUACCAGAAGUACACUGAGAUACAAAGUCAGACCAGAAAGUGUCAUAACACAAGCUUAUGUCAACAAAAUCUCUGUCAUUUGACUCAGGUUUCUGGUCAGCUUGACAUCAAAAUUGAUAAUGCAGCUAACAACUGUUGGAGUAAGCCUUUAUGAAUGUUUAAUGUAUCUUUCUUUCAGUUAGAGCUUAUGUAGGUUUCACAUAGCCCUAUGAACACCACUCCACAAUCCUGAUGAGCUUGAGUGAAGGUUAUAUUUGCUGACCAGCAGAUGUCAGUACAGUUAUAUAGUACAGUUAUAUUUUUCUAUAAUUUUCACAACUUAGUAAUAAGUGGUUCUGACAAACUGUGUCAGAAAUAUCACUGUCAAUAUUCAGCCAUGUAUUGUACUUUCUGGACUAUAAGGCACAAUGUCUUCUAUCUGAUGUUGAUAUAAAAUACAACAAUUUUUUGUAUUUUAUGUCAGCAUCAAUCAUUGGCAUAGGUGUAAUGCUGGGAAGUUCCCACAGCUUUUAAUAUUCCCCAAUUUUGUCCCCACCACUUUUUAAAGUAUACAAAUUGAUUGUAAAAUAUCAGUUUCACCAUUUUCACAUUUUCUGUUAUUUACAUUAAACUGCAAUCAUGAUACGACGUGUGUGAUUAUACAAAAUCCAAUUUGAUUAUCCUGUGGACUGUAGAGUUUUAGAAAGCUGGUGUGGAUUAAGCUGGAUAAAAUUGAAACAUCAUCUUCUCCAUGGGAUUCACUUGAUACUGAGGAAUAAAAAAAAUGCUUGAGAAA
Messenger RNA from Pangasianodon hypophthalmus (striped catfish), 3980 nucleotides. It is a transcript of the gene tescb, whose product is annotated as tescalcin b. Gene Ontology annotation, molecular function: calcium ion binding. The transcript has 8 exons. The coding region runs from base 187 to 837 and encodes 216 amino acids. Lineage: Eukaryota; Metazoa; Chordata; Actinopteri; Siluriformes; Pangasiidae. The record is from RefSeq and is a predicted model, not a curated record.